UCCAGCCAGCAGCGGUGCACAUUUACAGCGCAGAGAUCGCGCUGAGCUGCCGAGACUCGACCGAACGUGAAACGUUACGAGCAUAUACAUAGGUAUACAUAGGCACAAGUGCGCGCGGACUCUGGCCUUUCCGCGCAGUCUGUGUACUCUCUCUGCAGUGCACCGCCUCUCUCAGCCUAUGUAAUAAACGUUAUGUACUGCAUUUAAGCCUGUAUAACGAUAUAGUGCAUCCAAGUGAGUGUGUAUACUGUGUAUGUGUGCCUGUAACGCAGUGCUUUUACAGUGGUGCACCAAGCAAUCUUUACUCUCUCUCUCUCAUACGUCAGUGCCAGUGUGUAUGUUAUAUAUUAUUUACCGUGAGUGUCUUGCGGAGAUAUUUUCUCUCCCUCAUACAAAGUGCAACACUUGAAUGGUGUUAGAAUAGAACAACAAGUGGCGAAUUGUCGUUAAUUACUGUUAACCGCACCGACGGCCGUUAACUCGCUCUCGGCUUGCAGUCGUGCGUGUUAAUAAGUGUGCAUAUGCCAAUCAGUCGGACGACCUUAAAUCUUGCCGCAGUUCAGCGCCCGUCAGUGUCUGUAUACUACGGCUCGUGUCUUAUCGAGUGCGCUCACGUAUAUAGGGGGGAAAAGAGUGGCUGCUGUGCCGCCUGCGCGCACCCGCAACGGCUACACUACCUAAGGGAGAAAUUUCUGCAUGGCGAAUCGUUCUCCGUUGUCUAGCAGACAUGCAGCUAGAUACAGCUGCUGCUGAUGCCGCUGACGACUCCAUUUUACGCGGAACUCGCAGCAGCGUUACACGGCCAAGCUCGUCGACGUCGUCGCCUCUCGGAUGCAACAAAUUUCCGAGAUGGUGAGGCCAUUAGCAGCAUUAUCAAGUCUACCAGAGUCUACGGACACUUAUUGCUGUUUACUUUGUCAGUGCUUUCAUGAACUCUCAGUGGGGUGUUGAUGUAUAAACAGAAUUGCUUUGACAAUUACAUUUGAUCUUUGUACUUCUCAACGUACUGUCCAGUAUUAUCUGCAAUUUCUUCCAUUGUUAUUCAUUUAUUGAAACUGUACUUCAAUAAAUUUCCACAAUGAUUAUUCCAAUAAUAAUGUUGCUGACUCUUAGUCAUGGAGCCAUAUCAACAUUAUCAGCUUCCACAGCGGUAUCAUCUUCCACGUUAAGCUGUGACUCUGUGAGACCUUAUUUUAUGUCAAAGGGCUUCCAGAGCAAUGACAUUCCUAAAGGGCCUGUUUCCUCUCGCGAAUUAAAAACUUGCGGAGGGAUCAGAAAUGGUGGUGAAGUUUGCUGCUCUCCUGACAUGGAGACUCGCUUACAAACAUGGGCCACUAAUAAUUUCAACAAAGCAACCAAGGAUACUCUGUUGAGAUUGCAAAAUAUCUUUCACAACAGGGCCACCAAAGUUCAUGACUUUUUCAAUAAUUUGUUGAAAAUGAGUAAAAAGAACUUUCAUGAAAUGUUCAAAAAGACCUAUGGUAUACUUUAUGAACAAAAUUCUUAUGUAUUUUUAGAUCUAUUCCGAGAAUUAGAAAAAUAUUAUGUUAAGGGUGCAGUAGAUUUGGAUGACAUUAUGGAUUCAUUUUUCAAUACCCUGUAUCAAAAAAUGUUUACAGUUCUAAACAGUCAGUACAAAUUUGAUAAUAAGUACCUGGAAUGCGUGGGUAAUCUCAUGAAAGAGAUGAAGCCUUUCGGCGACGUGCCGCAAAAGUUGGGAGUGCAAAUCAAGCGCUCGUUCAUCGCGACUAGAGCUUUCAGUCAAGCUCUUCAAGUGGCUUCAGACGUACUCAAGAACAUGCAAGAGCUGAAGACAUCAAACGACUGCGCUCAAGCCCUCACGCGCAUGACCGCCUGUCCGUCUUGCAGCGGCGUAUCGAGCAACAUUCUGGCCUGCAACGACAUGUGCGAGAACGUGAUGAAAGGCUGCCUGGCACAGCACGCCGCGCUCGACGUCGACUGGAAUCACUUCGUCGAAGCCGUCGACAAGAUCGCCGAUCGAUUGCUCGGGCCCUUCAACAUCGAGAUGCUCGUCCGGCCGAUCAACUUGAAGAUUUCCGAGGCCAUCAUGAACUUCCAGGAGAGCAGCAGCGACGUGUCGCAGCGCGUAUUCAAGGGCUGCGGCCGACCGGUGCUGGGCCGACGGCGUCGACGGAGCCGUCCACAGGGCCCCCGGGACGAGCACGAGAUCGACGAUCUGCGAUCGCUGAGCUUCGAGGAAGAGGACGAGCCGGUCGCGAGAGCCUCGAAAUCUCGAGGAAGGGACCGAGGCGAGGAGCGCUCUUCGAGUGCCGUUGCCCUCGACAAGCUCGUAAAGGAGAUCAAGCAGCGCAUCCGUGACUCACGCCAGUUCUGGCUCUAUUUGCCUUACAAGCUCUGCAACGACGGCUUGGCCUCGACUCCGAGUAACACGAAUCAUUGUUGGAACGGAACACACAUCGACAAGUACAUAUAUCCGGUCUCGCCCAACGGCGAAACGCAAAACAUGAAUCCGGAGGUGCAGGCCAAAGGUCCGCGCACGGCCAUUGUGAAGGAGCAAAUGUUCGCGCUGGGCAGCAUCACCAAUCGGCUGCGCCUGGCUUUCAAUGGCAACGACGUCGACUGGAUCGACAACGAGGACAGCUGGCGCGAGACCUCGGGCAGUGGCUCGGGCGCCGGCGGCAUCGAGACAAUAAGCGAGGAGGACGAGGACGAGGACGACAGGGAAGACGACCUGGUGGCGGUGGUGGCCGGACGCGACGACGGAAGCGGCUCCGGCAACGUCGCUACGACGGCCAAGUCACGCGAGGAGAGCGAGCUCGAGGCUACUUCGGCGGCGCCCAGACUGACGCCGGCGCCCACAACGCCCAUGACGACGGAACCCACGCGACCCGAAAUAAUCGUCACGGUGCCGACCGAUCACGGCGUGGGCAGUAGCAGCAGCGGCGGCGGCAGCAAUAACAGCAGCAGCGAAAACAACGUCGUACCGCAUGUGAUCCUCGUCGGAUCGUCGGCAACGCACUGCGAGCUGUCCUUUACGAUAUUGCUCGCGUGGCUCGCCGUGGCCGUUUACAUGAGCCGCGGACAGGUGUAACGAUCCACCAUGCUUGUUACGUGUCAUUAUCAUUAAAAUUAUAACAAUUAUUAUGAUCAUUAUCAUUAUUAUUAGAACCGUAACGCGUAUUUAAUUCCGAGAACAUUACUCUAUCAUUUGUAAAUAGUUAAAUAAUUUGACGAAAUAUUUGCUAGCGAGCCUUGUGAUACCUCGCUUUAUUCGACGUUUCGUAGUAGUCGUAAUUAUAUCAAUUUAAUCAUUUCUGUAUUAACGAUACAUUUAUCAUGGGGUUCAAGUAUUUAUUCAAUUUAGUAAGUAGGAAUUUUUGUAUGUUCAUACAAGUGAUACGAACCGAGUCUAAAAAAGCUCUUUUGUAGAUUUAUUUUUAUUUUUUUAUUUAAUUUUUUUUUUAAUUACUCGAUAUGUGUCGUGUUUAAUAAAUGUUUCGAUAGUAAUGUCUUGAUUUGUGAAAACAAAUUAUAAUAUAUGUGUACCUGUGAAAAUUGACGAUUUUUUGUACGAAAAAUAACGUUCUAUAUAUUGUCGAUAAAAAUUAAUAU
Trichogramma pretiosum is the source of this 3594-nucleotide messenger RNA. It is a transcript of the gene dlp, whose product is annotated as glypican-4. The record is from RefSeq and is a predicted model, not a curated record. NCBI's taxonomy places the organism in Eukaryota, Metazoa, Arthropoda, Insecta, Hymenoptera, Trichogrammatidae. The coding region runs from base 1079 to 3073 and encodes 664 amino acids. Gene Ontology annotation, biological process: cell migration; regulation of protein localization to membrane; regulation of signal transduction. Gene Ontology annotation, cellular component: synapse; plasma membrane; cell surface. The transcript is spliced from 2 exons.